Molecule: messenger RNA, 372 nt
Organism: Arachis ipaensis
Lineage: Eukaryota; Viridiplantae; Streptophyta; Magnoliopsida; Fabales; Fabaceae
Source: RefSeq, a predicted model, not a curated record
AUGGCGGAGCUCGGCCACAAUUUCGACGGCCAGACCAUCGAGUGGCUCCUCUGCCAGGCUGAGCCCUCAAUCAUCGCCGCCACCGGAACCGGAACCACUCCCGCCAGCUUCUCCUCCGUUUCCGUCUCCGUACUCGGCGGUGCUGGCUCUCUCUCUUCUCCUUCCUCAACCUCUGCAAUGUCUUCGCUCGACCACAAGCCCUUGCUCGCUCCCACUCCCUUCAUACUCGGCAAGCGCAUACGCACCGACAACGAUGCUUCCGUCAAGGACGACGGCGUCUCCGUGGGGCCCGCCGUGGGGUCCUCAAUGGGCCCCAGAGCUCCCGCAAGGCUCUGGGCCCUCCCGGCCAGGCCCGAUUUCGGUCAAAUUUAG